AUGUGGGUAUCAAAUAUGUCUGAGAAGGUUAUUCAUGCUGUUUUGAAGCAUGGUGAGCAUUCUGUUACUUUUCGUGUUAAUACUUCGACAAAUGUAGAUGAGUUGAAGCAUUUUGCAUAUUUCUAUUUGAAUGUUGAUGUGAUUCUGAAACAUACUUCUCGUUCUAAUUAUGGUUGUAGCACUAGUUCUGGUUCUAGUACUGCAAAUUCUUGUGUAACUGAAAGUCCUAAGCUUGCAAGGGUGGUAGAUCAUGAUGCAGACAAGGCCAAGCCUCUGAUUUGUGAUGAAUGGAUUUAUAUUUUUGACAAAGUUAUUAGAGAAUUUAUUGGUGGUGCUAAAGUUGUUAGACUUUUUGUUGAUAAGUACAAGAUGGCUACUGGUUACAAGAUUGUUAUUUUUAAAAAUGACAAGACUCGUUUUACUGCAAAGUGCGAAGAAAAUGAUUGUGGUUGGAGGAUUCACUUUAGGCCUAUGAGUGGUGACUUAUGGUGUUGGUUUGAGGUUAAAGAGGCGGUGACAACCAAGUUAGUCAAGCAUUUGAUCGCUGACAAUAUACAGGGUGAUCCUAUUUUAAAACCCAUACAGAUCAUGUCACUUUUUAAGAAGACUUAUGGGUCCAAUAUUAAGUAUCACCAUCCCCGUAGAAGAAAAGAAGCCGUAUUUGAAGAACAGUUUGGUGAUGACGAGAAGUCGUAUAACGAUUUAACUUGGUAUGUCAAAGCCAUUGAGCAAACUAAUCCUGAUAGCUUUGUGAAUUUUGAAGUUGAUCAUUCAACCAGAAGAUUGCAGAGGAUUUUCAUUUGUUUUAGUGCUUGCAAGCAUAGUUUUAGGUAUCUCAGGCCCAUGAUUUACUUGGAUGUUACUUUUCUUACUGGUAGAUUCAAGGGUACUUUGAUGGCUGCAACAUGUAUCAAUGGAAACAAUGGUUUUUACCCAUUUGCUUUUGCUCUUGUUUCUGCUGAAAACAAAGAUAAUUGGUUUUGGUUUCUGUACAAUCUUAAACAAGUUGUCGAUGGUCGUCAAAUUGUUUUCCUUAGUGAUCGUGGAGAAGGACUUUUGCAAGGUAUUCCAAAACUAACUUUGAAGAAGCUUUGCAUGCAUGCAAUUGGAUGUGGACAUGUUGCUAAUUAUAUCAGUGUUAUUCCAAAGGAGAAAUGGGCAAUUGCAUUUUUAUCUGUAUGCAGAUAUAAUGCUCACUCUUUAACUCUUUCCGAGUCCUUCAACAACUGGAUUCUUGAUUUCAAAAAGUUGCCUGCUUUUACUCUUCUCGAUGCGAUACGUUUGAAGGUUAUGAAGAAGAAUUCUGAGAGAAUGAUAGAAUGUAUAGAAAAUUUCAACACUAGGCUCACUCUCAUAUAUGAGGCUUUACUAAAGGAAAACUUCGACAUUGGUCUUACUUGGAUUGUUACUGAGUCCAUGGAAAUAUUGUAUGAAGUCGCGUCUCCCCGGUCUCAUUCAGUAGAUCUAUUGCAAAAAACUUGUACAUGUCACAGAUGGCAAGUUAAUGGUUUUCCUUGUGCACGUACUUGUGCUACCAUUCAACCUACGAAGGAGGAAAUCUGUUCAUUUUUUGAGCCAUACUUCACCACUGAAUGGUACAAAAGGACAUACCAGGAGAUCAUCUUGCCAAUCCCCAAUUAUUACAAUCCGCAGGCUUAUGAUCCAAGUGAUAGGGUUAUUGUUCCUAUUCAUGUUCCUCCACCUGGUAGACGAAGAGCACAUCGUAUCAAGAAUACUUGUGAGAAGCAAAAGAGGCCUAUGAUGUGCACAAAGUGCUUCACCCUUGGUCACCACAACAGAGAUACCCGCCCCAUACCUUGA
Messenger RNA from Papaver somniferum (opium poppy), 1821 nucleotides. RefSeq lists its product as uncharacterized. Gene Ontology annotation, molecular function: zinc ion binding. Lineage: Eukaryota; Viridiplantae; Streptophyta; Magnoliopsida; Ranunculales; Papaveraceae. The transcript has 6 exons. The record is from RefSeq and is a predicted model, not a curated record. The coding region runs from base 1 to 1821 and encodes 606 amino acids.